Messenger RNA from Dracunculus medinensis (Guinea worm), 3093 nucleotides. Lineage: Eukaryota; Metazoa; Nematoda; Chromadorea; Rhabditida; Dracunculidae. The record is from the annotation of a GenBank genome assembly.
AUGGUCGAUUAUUAUCAUUUUUACUUUUAUUUGAAUUAUUUCUUUUCUCAGACAUCUGUGCAAGAAGGUGUCCUCCUUCAUGGGAGUGUUUUUUCUGCAGUUGACAACCGAUGGCUUGGCGAGCUGAAAUUAGCGUUGGUAUACGACCAAUUACGAUUGAAUCUUGCAAAUCUUGCGGAAAUCAGUUUCUUUAACAUUAGUUUAUCACCAGAUAAGUUCCAUGAAGUGAUACUUCAGUUCAAUUAUAUAAGAAAUAUUGUUUAUCUUAGUUUAAAUUCCAAAACAAAAUGGGCAUCGUGGAAUACUGGCGAAGAACGAUAUAUAAGGAUUGGAAAUGAACUAUUUUUCUUUUCUGGAGGCAAUGAAGUUGGUCUUUCUGGUUGUUUUCGUGAAGUUUAUAUCGAUUUUUUUGAUGUAAUCGAUGGAUAUUUAAGAAAUUCGGAACUGGUGUUAGCCAGUCAUCAGUUACAAGUUUGUCAAUUUGAAAAUGUUUUCGACUCAGCUAUUGAGGCUUUGGCACAAGAAGAACCAAUAUCUCAAGAAGAAAACUUACUGGAACGUGUAUAUUCAAAGCGAUUAUGCGGCAAUAAUGAGGCGACUUUUUGCAAGAACCAUGUGGAAUGUAUCAAGAAAAAUUCGAUUCCUGUUUGCAUUUGUCGUAAAGGAUUUACGGGUCAAUAUUGCCAGUUUUCCAUAUUACCAUGGAAUUGCGAUGAUGUGCUUGCAUUUGGUGAUAAAGAACCUGGAAUAUAUAUGAUAGAUGUCGAUGGUUCUGGUCCACUUCCAGAAUCAUACUUGUACUGCGAUAAUGGCCACGCUAUUAUUCCCCACAAUAUGCCAAACAAUACUUUAAUACGAUCGAAGAAUUCUGGAAACCUUCAUCUUCAUAUCAUCUAUAAAUUUUCGGAGAAUAAAACAUGGUUCACAAGUAUAGGUGAUGUUAAAUAUUUGAGAUUAGCUGACGAUUCAGGUUCAUGCCAAUGCAAAAAUGGACAUUGCGGUUGGUGUAAUUGCGACGGACGCGAAGUAGCGACAGAUUCGGCAGUGAUGUACGGACCAUUUGUACCAAUAACCAAUAUUUUCGCAAUUCACAGUCCAAACGAUGUGAGAGGAGAAGUUACUCUUGGACCACUUAUUUGCUUUGGAAGUGUUGGUCAUUCACAUAAUUAUAUGAUUACGAUUCGCAACAGAAAAGAUUUGAUUAAUAUUGGUGAAUGGAAGGGAAAUACGCUAAGUUUUGAAUUUCGAACAUUUGAGAAUAAUGUGACCCUCAUUUCUUCAAGUGAUGGUGAAGUAUCACUGCUUUUGCAUGGAAGACAUUUAACACUCGUACUGAAUGGUGAAAAGAUGGAACUUAUGCCACAAGUCAGGUUAAACGAUGGCCGAUGGCAUCGCAUUACUAUAGAAAUUAUUGAUGGCACUGCACAUUUAUUAAUUAAUGGCAGUAAUAGAGAAGAUAUAUUUGCAGUGGUUCUAUUCAUAAAGAGUUCGAUCGCACUUGGCGGAGGAAGAGAUGGCUUUCUUGGAUGUUUCCGGCAAGUUCGAUUUAACGGAAAGUUGUUGAACAUGGAAAAUUUGUUGCAUAAUCGAACUGCUCAAAUAGAACUUGGAUGUAAGGACAAAUGUGCUUCGUAUAAAUGCGAACAUGACAGUAGAUAUAUUAACAAUGGCAGCGAAAUAAGCUUCCAUGACUCAAAAUGGGGAUUUUUGAAGAUAUUGAAUCCGUUAAUCAGUGAUGUCUUGAAGCAGCGCAUCAUCUUCAGCAUGAAAACUGAUCAGAAAGAUUCACUUUUAUUAUAUCUGCACGAUCAUUUGAAUAAUUUCAUUCAGGUAAAAUUAUUUUUUGCGCUUAGAAAUGUUAAUAUACAUUUAUCAGAUCACUCUCGUAUUGUAGUUACGCUUAAUUUCAAUAGAACGAUUAAGAAAUGUGAAGUGGUCACACGUGUUGGACUUGAAUACAGUCGCAUGCGAUGGAUUCAGAUCAUGCUGUUUCAAAAAUUUGACCGCAUUGAAUUAAAUAUCGAUGAUGAGAUUUGCGAAAUCGAAUCUGAAAGGAUACUAUCGAAUGAUUAUAUAGAGAACUUCAUUUCAAGCUUGAACUUUGACACUAUAGUGAUACCAUCUGUAUCGCCGUUCAAGACCACUGAAAGUCAGCAAUAUUCAAUUAUGUUUAUCGGUGGUGUGCCUACAGAGAAUUAUGAUGGGAGAUUAAAUCCUGUAUAUCGAAGCAACUUACCUAAUUUACUGGGUUGUGUACGAGGUCUUAUGAUCGGCGAGCGAUUGAUUGAUAUGCGCGAUCGAACCUUCUGGCCAUAUUUUAAUUAUGAAAAAGAUAUUGGUGCAAGAUUUAAUGAAAAUUCGAUUAUGCAAUUCCGAAUCGGAGAGGUACUGGACAAAGUAAUCUUCGAUUGGUCUAAAAUUGGUGAACAUUCAGUUAAUUUUGCAUUUUCGACUAAUGAUUCUGCAAAAGUGCGCCAGAUAAUGAAAAUCUAUUUUAAACAUAACAGAUUCCUGGAGAUUAUAUUAUGCAAAAAUGGCUCGCUUAAUAUCCGUAUUUCUUCAUUAGAUGCCACUUAUGUGACGACUUUUCCAUAUAAUUAUUCUGAUGCUUAUAGGCAUUUUGUACAAAUCAUUUUCAGUGCAGAAAAAUCGUUAACAGCUAUUGUGGAUUCAGUGAGUUUGACGUUUAACAGCGUUUUUGCUAGAGAAUUUUCGCUUGGAAAUUCUGUCAUAUUCUACAUUGGUGGAUUGAUCCACGAAGAUGAUCAUCAAGAACUUUCUAUAUUUGACACCAAGAAGCACAACUAUUCAGGAUGUUUGUCGAAUAUUGAUAUCAAUUUGAAUGUGGAUAAUAUGCAUUUCGAACCUAUUUCAUAUCUGUAUAAAAAGAAUGAACGUUUCGUAUCCUACUUUUCUAUUUCGGGUGAUUUCCCAGUCCUGGGACGAUGCGCUUUAUUUAGAACUCCUGGACUAUUGCCGGUAGUUCGAAAUGAUAUAAUUUCUCCUGAAUGGGAUUCUCCAUUCAUCGUUGAGCAUUUCGAAAUUGCUAAUGCAGAUCCGAGAAAAUCUGGAGAAAAUUUAAUUUGUCAGUGA